This is a messenger RNA of Chrysochloris asiatica (Cape golden mole), 1350 nucleotides long. RefSeq names its product solute carrier family 10, member 5 (gene SLC10A5). The record is from RefSeq and is a predicted model, not a curated record. Gene Ontology annotation, molecular function: bile acid:sodium symporter activity. The coding region runs from base 1 to 1350 and encodes 449 amino acids. The transcript has a single exon. Gene Ontology annotation, biological process: bile acid and bile salt transport. Lineage: Eukaryota; Metazoa; Chordata; Mammalia; Afrosoricida; Chrysochloridae. Gene Ontology annotation, cellular component: membrane.
AUGACCAGAAAACUUUUUAUUGCCUUGCUUUUGCUGUUUGUGAUUCUAGGAGAAGCAGAGAAGUCCUUUAUCAGUUUUUUGAAAGUAGAAAAAAUGGAAACACUAUUUUCCAGAAAGACUGAAGGAACUAUCAUUGUUAGUUCAAGUUACAAAGAAAAAUGGCCAAACUCCAGCUACCUCUUUGUGCUAGUAGAAGAUCCCAACAUUCUGCAAGUGGUGAAUGUGACCAAGAUCUCUCUGGAUGUUACAAACUUUACCAUAAACUUGGUGACGCAUGAAGGAGGAGAGACAAAUUUGAUCAUUCAACUAUGGGACUCUGAAGGUAGGCAAAAACAACUCAUUGAAGAAAUUAAGAAUGUCAAAGUCAAAGUACUCAAAGAAAGAAAAAAUCCUUUGCAGGCAUCGAUGCAUUUUGACAGGAAUAUCCUCAUGUUUAUUCUGCCAAUGAUACUGUUAAAUAAAUGUGCAUUUGGUUGCAAGAUUGAACUGCAAGUGCUUCAAACAGUAUGGAAGAGACCUUUGCCAGUACUUCUUGGGGCAGUUAUACAAUUUUUUCUUAUGCCAUUUUGUGGAUUUCUUUUGACUCAGAUUUUGGCAUUGCCUGAGGCACAGGCUUUUGGAUUUGUUAUGACCUGCACAUGCCCAGGAGGAGGUGGGGGCUAUCUCUUUGCUCUGCUUCUAGAAGGAGAUAUUACUUUGGACAUUUUAAUGACUUGUGUGUCAACAUUACUAGCCUUGAUAAUGAUGCCUGUCAAUUCUUAUGUAUACAGUAGGCUAUUAGGGUUAUCAGGAGCAUUUCAUAUUCCUGUUUCUAAGACUGUGUUAACACUCCUUUUCAUACUUGUACCAAUAUCAGUUGGGAUAGUCAUCAAGCAUAGAAUACCUGAGAAAGCAAACAUCCUGGAGAAAAUAGUUAGACCUUUGAGCUUUAUUUUAAUGUCAAUAGGGAUUUAUUUAACAUUCAGACUGGGAUCAGUAUUUUUAAAAACAGUUAACCUAGAGGUGCUUCUAUUGGGUCUCUUAGUUCCUGCUUUGGGUUUAUUGUUUGGAUACUCCUUUGCUAAAGUUUGUAUGUUGCCUCUUCCUGUGUGUAAAACUGUUGCUAUUGAAAGUGGGGUACUAAAUAGUUUCUUAGCUCUUGCUAUGAUUCAGCUCUCUUUCUCACGGGCCAAGGCAGACAUAGCUUCGGUGGCUCCUUUUACAGUAGCUAUGUGCUCUGCAUGCGAAAUGUUGCUCAUUCUUCUGCUCUACAAGGUGAAGAACACAUGUAGUCUUAUCCUAGAUGAGAAAAGAAAAAAAAAUUCCCCUAGUUUAACAAUGAAAGCAUUAUUGAAUUCCUACUCAGGGUGA